Messenger RNA from Meira miltonrushii, 1897 nucleotides. RefSeq lists its product as uncharacterized. Gene Ontology annotation, biological process: glucosylceramide biosynthetic process. The record is from RefSeq and is a predicted model, not a curated record. Gene Ontology annotation, cellular component: membrane. NCBI's taxonomy places the organism in Eukaryota, Fungi, Basidiomycota, Exobasidiomycetes, Exobasidiales, Brachybasidiaceae. Gene Ontology annotation, molecular function: ceramide glucosyltransferase activity. The coding region runs from base 101 to 1792 and encodes 563 amino acids. The transcript has a single exon.
UCAAAACGCAAAAAAAACGGGUGUCCGGAAAAGAAGAUCCCUCUUUCCAAACGUAAGGAGCUGUCCUAUAACCCACCAUCAUCGAAAGGGUAAAAAGGUCAUGGAAGGCAUGACGACCUCACCGGAGGAAGGGAUGCCUGGACCUUCCAGCGUGGCAUCCUUGCUUGGCUUUAUUGCAUUGGUGUAUUACAUUGCAAUUUGGUCAAUUUCUCUUUUAGGAUUACGUCAAGCACGGACAUUAUUUGGAAAGCCAGCAAGUAAGCAAAGUAUUAAUCAAUUGCCCGUUUUGCCUUUACGAAAUGCGUACUCUUCACCUCCAAUCUCACCACCUUCAUCACCAGACACUUCCAGAAAUCCACAAGAAGAAGAAGAGCGAAGAUUUCAAUCGGGCGUGAGCAUUUUGAGACCUUUGGCGGGAUUGGAUCAUAAUCUUGCUUCGAAUCUCGCAUCUGCAUUUGAACAAAAAUAUCCUCGUGAUUUAUUCGAGAUCAUCCUUUCGGUUCGUGAUGAGAAUGAUCAAGCAUUACCCGUUGCAAAGCGAAUUUGUGCUCGUUAUCCAGACGUUCAAUCAAGAAUCAUCAUUGGAGAUGAACCAGCCGGCGUGAAUCCAAAGAUUUGCAAUUUGGUCAAGCCGUAUGCAAGCGCUCAGUUUGAUAUCAUAUGGACAUUGGAUGCUCAAGUUCAAAUGUCUCCUGAUGCAUUAGCCCGUGCAGUGGCUGCUUUGCAAGAUAAACCUCGUCAACCUGCGCCUAGAUGGAUGAACAGAUUACCACAUGGAGGAGAGAAUGCUCGAGUUGGCUUGGUGCACCAUGUGCCAUUAGGUGUCACACCUCAUUCAACUUCGAUGGGAUCGCACAUAGAAGCAAUCUUCUUGAGUACAAAUCAUGCAAAGAUGUACCUUGCAAUCAACGCUCUUAGUGUGGAUAGUUGCGUGAUGGGUAAAUCAAACUUGUACAGAAAGAGUGACUUGGCAAAUGUGCCAGAUUCUUUCUUCAACGUUGGUGCAGAAGGCACGCGAGGAGAACGUGGUGCUAUUGGGAGUAUUGCUUUCUCUUCUGCAGAACGAGCAAGCGAAUUUGGAUGGAAUGAGUCUACUUCUGAUAGCGAAGAUAAAGUAAAUGUUUCGGCAGGAGCAGCAAGACCGCUGGCACGCUUCUCUAUUUACUUGGCCGAAGACAACAUGCUAGCAACCUCUCUUUGGAAACCACCAUUGAACCUAGCACACACUUUGGCCGCUCAUGAUGUUGCUAGAACAUCGGUUGGUGAAGUGAAAAGCCUUGGUGAUUAUUGGAAUAGGCGAGUACGUUGGAUAAGAGUAAGGAGACACAUGGUUCCCACAGCGACAUACCUCGAACCUUUUACCGAAUCAAUUGUUUGCGGUGCAAUUGCAACUACAGCACUGUUUCACGUUUGGUUGCCAUGGCUUGGAAUUACGCAAACUGGCAUUCCAGGUUUUAACAAGGGUCGAUAUUUGCUUGGACUUGCCUUUUUCCUGAUUCACCUGACACUUUGGCACAUGAUUGACUUUGCCGUUUUAGCAAGUAUUCAGAUCGCAGGUCGCAAGCCAUCCAUCACAUCUUCUGUCUCUUCGACAUCCGUCUCAAAUUCCUCCAAUCCUGCUCAAUUGGUCGAUUUCGAUAAACCAGAAACCGUUUUGAAAUUCAGAUUGGCAUGGCUUGCAAGAGAGUUGUUGGCUUUACCAAUCUGGUUCGUGGCCUUGUGUGAUAACAAAGUCACUUGGCGCAACAAGCGUUUCAAGAUUUUAUCAGAUUCACGAGCCGCUCAUAUCUAAUUAGUCACAAACAUGCUCUUGCAGCCAUCAUGUAAAAUUACACACACACACUUUGUACGAUAGUCAUCAUGUACAGCAGUUGAUUCAAUUAAUAAAUGUAGUCGA